AUGAACAAUCAUAUUGUAUUCUUCGAUAAUUUUUACACAUCCCUGCCAUUGGUAAAUUAUUUGAAUAAACAGGGUAUACAAUGUGUCGGAACUAUUCAGCAAAACAGGCUACCGAAUUGUCGACUCCCUGACAAAAAGGAACUUAUGAAAACAUCUAUUCCAAGAGGUACAUAUGAGGAACGCGUUUCCCAUUCAGAUGGAGUAGACUUUUCGGCCACUGCGUGGAAAGAUAAUAAAGUCGUCACUCUUUUAUCGACUUACGUUGGCGCCGAGCCUGUUGGAAAAGUAUCAAGAUACGAUAAGAAGGCUAAACAAAAAAUUGAGAUCCCUUGUCCCAAAAUUGUGCAAGAGUACAAUAUGCAUAUGGGCGGAGUCGAUCUAAUGGAUAGCUUUUUAGGACGCUAUCGGAUUCGAAUAAAGAGUCGAAAAUGGUACUUACGCUUGUUUUAUCAUCUACUGGACCUCACUACAAUCAACUCAUGGGUGCUUAUGAAAAAAAAUCUAAUUGCUAAAGGUGUCUCAAAAAAGCAACUGCCUAAUCUUGGGGAGUUUCGUAAUUGUUUGGCUGACGCACUGUGUAACAUAGAAGGUAAAAAUAAGAAAAAGACUGAUAAUCAAGUGACUGAAAAAGGUAAAAAACAAAUAAGGAAACCUGGAAAUAAGACUGCAAAGAAGAUUAAAAAGACAACAGACAAGGAAAAUCUGCAGAAAAAGCGUCAAACCAAAAGGUGCAAAAAUGAAACAGAAUCGGAAGAUAGUUCAUCCCAAGUAGAGGAUGACUGUGCUUGCAUCUAUUGUGGGUACUUAUACUCAGAUUCAACGAAAGGUUGGGUCAUCUGCGGCGCAUGCCACGGUUGGGCGCAUAAUUCAUGUGCCGGAGUAGAUGAGGAAGACGAAGAGGCACACAUUUGUGAACGCUGUCUACCCGAUUAA
Molecule: messenger RNA, 933 nt
Organism: Galleria mellonella (greater wax moth)
Lineage: Eukaryota; Metazoa; Arthropoda; Insecta; Lepidoptera; Pyralidae
Product: piggyBac transposable element-derived protein 4-like
Exons: 2
Coding region: 1-933 (310 amino acids)
Source: RefSeq, a predicted model, not a curated record